Molecule: messenger RNA, 5238 nt
Organism: Nematostella vectensis (starlet sea anemone)
Lineage: Eukaryota; Metazoa; Cnidaria; Anthozoa; Actiniaria; Edwardsiidae
Exons: 3
Coding region: 957-5009 (1350 amino acids)
Biological process (GO): potassium ion transmembrane transport; protein homooligomerization
Cellular component (GO): voltage-gated potassium channel complex; membrane
Molecular function (GO): voltage-gated potassium channel activity; protein binding
Source: RefSeq, a predicted model, not a curated record
CCUCCUGUGGCUAGGCCGAGCAUUUCUUGGGUGAAAAAAGAAAUGAAUUCAAUUGACGUGCUUAGUCUGUGGUUUGCCAUUCAUGUUAAACGUUCUCCUGAACGUUCGCCUUCAGUCACAAGCCCAUCCAUAAAAUGGAUUGAAGGUCCGUAUCCCCUGGCAACACCGCGGAGAGGGGAAUUUAAGCUAUCGACUGAGUUCAAGACUGGAAUAGCAUAGUGGAAUACCGGGAAAACAAACAGACUUGAUGUCGUAAUGAAUGCAGUGUACGCUAUAGCGGAAUUUCUGUGCUUUGAAGUCAGACUCAAACCACGUGACCUAUUAUAAACUCCAGAGCCUUUGUUCGCCGAUGAGAAGUGUAUUAUCGCCGAAAUCAGACUGAAAAUUGCGGUAGUUUUGAUAAAAAGAGGAAUACCGGAUGUAAUCCGGAGCACUUUUUUCCAAUUUCAAUUUACACAGAAAAAGGAAAGAUAACGUCUGCUCUCAGGAAAAAAAAAACCGGCGAAGAAGCUCCAAAACACACUGGGUCGUCUACAAGGAACAUGAUGGAAUUUAUCACGGAAGAACAACGGAACGUAAACAAGUCAAUAAUAUUUACAAGCACAAAUGAAAACUAAGCAGAACCCUGUCACUUAGUGAGACUAUAACGGGCCCCAGACUAGCGAACAUUUGAAUUUACAUGCAAAAUUUCAGAAGGAAUGACGAGUGGACGCGCUAGAGUCGGACGACCCGCCAGCUGUCACAUGAGUCUCCGGUAAUUAGGUCGUUACUUUACGAACUUGUCUCAUACUUAGAGAAUAUUAAACAUAACAAACAACAGGAAAAUGAGGCUUUGAGUUCCAAACGGCAAACUCGACCGUCAAAAGAAAGGUAAACUGGAUGUAAGGAGUCUUUGUUUACUUGAGUUAUUGUAUUUGUGGGAUUUGAAUCAUAGAAAAUGCUCAAGGCAAAUUAGCAUGGAGACCUGGAUGAAGCGAGAAGAUGAACAAGGUAAACAUGGCCAAUUCGCUGACAAUAGAAGCAGGCAUCAAGAAAGUCCGCAAUCAAGUUCGCGACAAGAAGAAUGUAAGGACGGCAUUGUUUCAAAAUCGCAAGGACAACCAACCUCACAGAUUUCAGUUUCUUUGGUAAAUAAAAACACGGAUGGGGCACGACUUAAUGACAAAAAACAAACGCAACAGCAACAACAACAUGAUAACUAUACUACUAAAGCAAUCAGUUCUAAGCAGAUUAAGGAUCGUGAUCCAAAUGAGACAGAAAAGCUACAGCAAGCUAAUAAUAAUAAUAACGGAACAUUCCGAACAGGAAAAGUUAAUCAACCCCCAAAUGAGACAAGCAGUGUUUCAUUUAAAACCGUGCUGGAAGCGUCGAGCCAAGACAAACAGCAAGUUUACUUUAUAGCGUAUGAUUCCCCAAGUAUGCACGCCAGGAACAAAAGAAAUGUUUACACAUUCGUAAGACCGAGCCCCAAAAAGACAUCUACUUCGUCCAGUUAUCGUGUAAGUCGGACGAGGAAGUUCGGAGCGCUUGCGGGGAGACAAGGUUGUAAUUCGGAUCCUUAUCUUCCAAGGAAACCGUUAUCACCAACGGACGAGCUAAGGCUUUUAGAAAAAUCAAUCCGCUGCGCUUCUCAACAGCGCGUGUUUGAGGGAGGGAGAUUGCUAUUUUGCAAGAAAAGAUUAAAAAAGGAAGAUCAGUGUUUAUUAAGUCCGUCAGGGUCCCCUUCACAAGAGGACGUCCGUCUUGGUCGUAGAUCAUGGUCUGAUGAUGGCAACGUUUUGUCUGAUGACCGAACGUGUUUGAUUAGCAAACUAAAAAAUCACGAUGGCAUUGCACCUAUUAGUACUUGUGCGAGUUAUUCUGCCAAUCAUGACUGUGAUGACAAAGCCACGCUCAAGGAAAACGUCCUUUCCAGAAAGAACACGGCCUUGUCCGUGUCACCGGGCCUCGGUAAACUUGCGCGUCAAAAGUCAUUCGAUGUUGUCAAAAAUAGUGCUGCAGAAAUGGGUAAUAAUUCAUCCCUGUCAGGCUCUGCCGAGGGUAUCAUUGACAGGGAGAAUAAUACCUUGUCCUUGUUGAGGCCAAUUGAAGGUAUUCUAGACAGUUAUGGAAUGGACGUCACGUUAGACGAAACAACACUUGCUAUAGGUGACAAAGAUGAUGGGAAUUCGCCUGAGCUUAAGACAAAUGAUGCUGCACAUCAUUUAAGCAUUAGCCAAUCAGGAGACAGCUUUCUAAUGUCAUUUAGCAGUGCAGAGGAUGAGGCGAAGCCUUCAACGAUAUCUACAAUAGUUCAAACAAAACCUUCAGCGCUCAAGAUCCCUGUUCUAAUUCACACAACAAAAGACGACGCAUAUUUCGAAAACAAGGAGGUUUAUCAGGGCGCCAGCUCGUCUGUUUCUAAUGAUGAAAUUAAUUACGAUAGAGAUAAUGAAAUCAGAAUACCAGAUGACGUCCCAAGUGAUAGAAGCAAUGACGUCAUCACACCAGUGACGAGCGAUGAGAUGUUUUCGACAAAGACGUCUAGUAAAGGUAGAUCGUCUGGAUAUUCGUCCAGCUAUCUAUGCGUCACAGGGACUGGCUCGUUCACAAACGAGAGAAGGUUAAGCGAUUUUCCCCCCUGCGCCUCAGAUCCGGCUGUGACCAUGGGCGGUCAGUUAACGUCGUCAUCCGAAAAAACCUUCGUCAAGUCUUCGGCAUCGAUAUCGGCGCCUCCGAGCUUGAACGACAUUAGCGACAACACAAGUGACGUCACCAUUACAAUCGAUAACAAGUCGGUAUCCGAAUCCACGACUCUGUUCUCGGUACCGAGAGGUCGGAUUAAGCUGGCGCUAACCACCGAGCACGCGGGCAUCUACGUGACGGGAGACUCGCAGGAUGACCCCACACAAGAUCCCGAGACCAGGAGGCCUGUGGAAAAGUGUCCGAGCUGGCUUGGUGACAAGACAGGCAGCUCGCUUUUCCUCAGUCCAAGCUUCAUACCAAAUCAACCAAAAGAGUGUGAUGACACCAAAGAGGGUAAGAACACGGUGGUCGUCUAUGAGAAGAAAAGCAAGGAAUCUAUUUUCUUCUCAACUCGACAAGUCUUGGAUCCUGUUAAAACAGCGACCUCGACAUCAUCUCCUCUGCUAACCACACAAUACAAACAAGCCAGCUCCUCAGUGCCAGCAAGGAGCCAAACAGGGAACACGUGGUCGACAGAGCGCAGCACUUCGGCUUUGCUUUCGCCAAGUUUUCGCAAAAUUCAAGACCAUGGACAGGGAUGGACGAAACGAACAGAUAAAUCCUCCUCAGGGGAUUCUGCGAGGUCAAGUUUUAAAGGGUAUGACGGUGAUGCGUAUCGGACAAGAUCGGGCUCGGCCCGGACAGGACCAAAAGGAAUUUUACAACGUGGGUCUAAUGACUUGGACCUGGGCGCGAGUUUCCCGCCAAGAGGCGGGCGAAAAACGACAGUCCUGACUCCUCCCACACAUCGAUCACGUGCCAAUUCCCAAGAUGCCCCGGGGAGCCGCACAAGCUCUACUUACCUGUCCCCUUAUAACCACUCGUCCAUAUCGUCCGAGGCGGACUCGGGACUAGAUACGCCGCGAAGUUUUCAAUCUAUGCAAAGACAGAGUUCUCUGAAAUCGAGGGGUUCUCGGAAAUCUCAGUGUUCCCAAACUCGAUUCUUUGUAAAAGACAGAUGUCCUUCCAAGAACUUUUCCACACAAAGUGUGCACAGUGGCUCAUCAUGUCACUCGGUAAAAACCAAAAGUAACAAGUCAGGCAGCUUUUUAUCUCUAAUCAGUCCCAAGAAGUUGUUUGGAAAGCGCAAAAACUCGGACCAAAGUGCUAGAAGCAGCACAUCUAAAACCUCGCGCAAACGGCUCUCGGACUUCCCUGAUGAUGGUAAGAUCAAUGUUAUCAACGUGAGUGGUCGUAGGUUCAAGCUUCACGAGUACUUUACGUCCAUCUACCCAGAGACUCUUCUAGGAAGCAACAAGCGUAAAGGGUUCUACGACUCGUCAAGGGACGAAUUCUUCUUUGAUCACGACCCAGACGUGUUUCGUCACAUCUGGAACUUCUACUACACGGGUAAGCUUCACUACCCGAGAGACGAGUGCGUCGAGUUAUUCAUCGACGAGUUGAAAUUCUUCGGCAUCCCUGACGAGUACAUUUGCACGUGCUGCUGGGAGGACGAGUACGAUCCCGCUAAAGAGAAGCUAGAGCGCAUACGCGAAGAAAACCGGAAGCGACAAGAAGAGGAAGAGAAAAAGAAUAGGAGGAUCCCCCAUGAUGCAACGCUGCGCGAAAAAAUCUGGCUCACGACUAAAGAUCCAAUGAUAUCUUUACCCGCCAAGUUAUUUUACUUGGUCAGCGUCCUGGCUAUCGUGCUUAGCACUUUCGCUAAUGUCGCCGAGACAGUCACAUGCACAGAGGGAGCACGCUCUUGUCACGAGGACUAUAAAAAGAUCUUCUUUUACAUCGAUUCUGCCUGUGUGAUUUUCUUUACGCUGGAGUACGCGCUGAAGGUCUCGACUGCGCCCAAGCGCUGGGUGUUCGUGAGGAAGUUCAUGAGUAUCAUAGACCUGCUGGCUAUCUUGCCCUACUACGGUGACUUAGUACUGCGCUAUGUGAUUGGCUUUAAAUCUAAUCUAGGGAUUGAAUUCUUGGAAAUACUUCGAAUUCUAAGAAUCGUGAGGAUUUUUAAACUUCUGAGACAUUCGCGUCGAUUGCAAGACUUGACGCAGACUGUAAGGGGGUCCACCACGGAGCUAGGUCUGAUCCUGUUUAUCUAUUUCGUGCUGGUGAUCGUGUUCUCGAGUGUCAUGUAUUACGCCGAGAUGCAGGACAACCCAAAGUUCGUGAGCAUUCCAGAAGCCAUGUGGUACGCCGUCAUCACUACCACUACCACGGGGUAUGGUGAUAUUGUACCGGAAACAGCGCUUGGGAAGGUGAUAGGAAGCGCGUGUUGCAUUCUGGGUGUACUUGUGGUGGCACUUCCGGUCCCCAUACUUCAAAUCAAAUGAUGUUAAACACAGAUUCUAAACAGAAAUGUGCAUGGAUCGCCAUGGUGAAAUAUCGCAUACUUGACAUCCUGCUAGAGAGACACUCUUAGAAGUAAACGUUGAAAAUCUUCAAAAGAUAUUUGGGGGACGGCCAACUGUUACAUAUAGAAUUUAAAAUUGGAGCAGCAGUAAUUCGAGAAAAAAAAAACUGUUUAUACAACUUUCUAAUAAAACUUUAUUAAUAAACGUU